Molecule: messenger RNA, 354 nt
Organism: Solanum pennellii
Lineage: Eukaryota; Viridiplantae; Streptophyta; Magnoliopsida; Solanales; Solanaceae
Product: MYB-like transcription factor ETC1
Exons: 4
Coding region: 1-282 (93 amino acids)
Biological process (GO): cell differentiation
Cellular component (GO): nucleus
Molecular function (GO): transcription cis-regulatory region binding
Source: RefSeq, a predicted model, not a curated record
AUGGAAGAAAUUGAAUCAACCUUCUUGUGGUUUUUUUCCCCAAUUUUUUAUUUGGCAGAUUCUUCAGAAAAAAAUUCCUCCUCUGAUUAUUUUUGUGCUGAUUUUAAAGGAAAAAUAUUGACAAAAGUUGAAACUGAAUUCAGUGAAGAUGAAGAAGCUUUGAUAAUCAGGAUGUACAAUUUGCUUGGCAAGAGGUGGUCUCUUAUAGCUGGAAGAAUCCCGGGAAGAACUACAGAGGAGAUUGUGAAGUAUUGGAACACUAGAUCCACCACUAGCCAAUAACAAUGUCAAAAUCUUUUGGAUCCCUUCUUGAACGAAUAAAUUUUUAUAUAGAAAUAAAAUAUUUUGUAGAAA